CCCAGAGACUCCUCCCAGGCCACAGAGAUGCUGCCUUGUGACACUUUGGAAAGUGAAGAGGGGGCAGAUUCAGAAGAGAGGGAAGACGGUUCCAUAGAAGGUCCAGGAGAACCCAUCACCCUGGCUUUUGUGAGAGAGAACACUGGGGCACAGAAGGGGCUUCAGAAUGCCCAUCAGCAAGGCAAGAAGAAGAGGAAGAAAAAGAGAUGAUUGGUGAUCAAUCUAACCAACUGCCGAUACGAGAGUGUGCGUAGGGCUGCCCAACAGUAUGGCCUUCGAGAGGGAGGGGAAAGCGAUGACUGGACUCUCUACUGGACUGACUAUUCAGUGUCACUGGAGCGGGUGAUGGAAAUGAAAAGUUACCAGAAAAUCAACCACUUCCCAGGGAUGAGUGAAAUCUGCCGCAAAGACUUGCUGGCUAGGAAUAUGAGCCGAAUGUUAAAGAUGUUCCCUAAAGAUUUCCACUUUUUCCCUAGGACCUGGUGUCUUCCUGCUGACUGGGGAGAUUUGCAGAACUAUAGCAGGUCAAGAAAAAAUAAGACAUACAUUUGUAAGCCGGAUUCAGGCUGCCAAGGGAGAGGUAUAUUCAUCACACGGAAGGUGAGAGAAAUCAAGCCAGGGGAGGAUAUGAUCUGUCAGCUCUAUAUUUCAAAGCCCUUUAUCAUUGAUGGAUUCAAGUUUGACUUACGGAUUUAUGUGCUAAUGACAUCCUGUGACCCUCUCAGGAUUUUUGUGUACAAGGAAGGACUGGCCCGCUUUGCCACGACAUCUUACUCCUACCCUUGCUCAGACAACUUGGAUGACAUCUGCAUGCACCUGACUAAUUACUCCAUUAAUAAACACAGUUCAAAUUUCAUUCAAGAUUCUCACUCUGGCAGCAAGAGGAAACUUUCCACCUUCAACAUUCACAUGGAGACCCAUGGCUACAAUGUGGAACAGAUAUGGAGAGAUAUCGAGGAUGUCAUCAUCAAGACAAUCAUCUCGGCGCAUGCGACCAUCAAGCACAACUACCACACUUGCUUUCCCAACCACACACUCAACAGUGCCUGCUUUGAAAUCCUGGGCUUCGAUAUUUUGUUGGACCGAAAGCUCAAACCCUGGCUGCUGGAGGUCAACCAUUCUCCAAGCUUCUCCACCGACUCCUGGUUGGAUAAAGAGGUGAAGGACUGUUUGCUGUAUGACACCUUGGUUCUGAUCAACCUGGGAACCUGUGACAAAAAGCAAGUCUUGGAGGAGGAGAGACAGCGGGGACGGUUCCUGCAGCAAUGUCGUUCUCGGGAGACCAGGCUUGAAGAAGUCAAGGGUUUCCAGGCUGUGUGGUUACAGAGAACUGAGAAAUAUGAGAAGGAAAACCAUGGAGGAUUCCGGCUGGUUUAUCCCAGUCUGAAUUCAGAAAAGUAUGAGAAGUUCUUCCAGGACAACAACUCCAUCUUCCAGAAUACUGUUGCUUCCAGAGCUCGAGAGCUGUAUACCCGGCAGCUGAUCCAGCAGCUGAGGCUAAAACAAGAGAAAAGAGCCUUCCGAACAAAAGAGAAGAAAACAGAGAUGCAGGGGGAGUCAACAGGAGAGCAAGCACGGAGCAAGCACGUGGGGAACUUGCAGCAGAAACCACAUCAGCAGCCUGAGGCCACCACUCAUGCCUCCAAACAACACCCCCUGCCAUUGACAGCAGUGUCUUGCACACCUGACUCACUUUUGAAUGUCAGCGAAGUAAAGAAAAAUGAGACAGACUGCAAUCUUGGCCAGGAGGCCCCAAAGACAGAGGCUGGUCCUGCUCUCCCCCGGCGUUCAUCUGCAAGGCAGUACAGGUCUGUACCCGACCUAAGGACUUCAUGCCUCAGUGGCUCUAGGCUGGAGUUCAGUAAAGCCAACUCCAGGAUGCAGGGGACCAAGUCCGCCUCUGUAAUGAACAUAUUCACUGGCACUGUGGUGAGUACAGCACCCUUAACAUCUUCAUUAUCUACCACCCAGGUUUCAACCUCCCCCAAGGUUCUGCCAAGUCUAACUCUGAGAGCCAGUUCUGAGUACAGCAGCCCGGAGAUGAACAGAAUGGUUUUCUUUCAGUACAAGCAGCAGCAGUUACCCCAGCACUUCAUCCAGAAGAAAAUAUUGAAACCUCCUGUGCCUACAAAAUCCCAGAGUUUCUGGGGGCAUAUGAACUCAAACUGGACUUUGAUAAAGAAUGACACAAAGAAGCAGCAUCUAAUGUCACAUCUCUUCACCAAGCUUCAGCUGAGGGGGAACCUCUCCUGGUUCCCAGCUCAUUAUAAACCAAAGUUGGUGUUGAAUAACCAGUCACAAAUCCCCUCCCUGCCCCGGGAGUCCUCCCACAGCCGAAGCUCUGGAGAGAAGAGACAGCUGGGUGUGUCUUCCCUCCUCCUCUUGCAGAGUGCUCCCAGCCAGGACGUUCCUCUGAAAGACCUGCUGGUGAUUGCCACUCCAGCCCGACUGGAUCCAAGCAGAAGCCAUACAGGGUCCAUGAGAGACUCAUGUCUAUUGGUUCAGGAAGUGUAUGCCCUAGUGUCUGGCCAAAACGAACAUGAGAGGAUCUAG
Molecule: messenger RNA, 2553 nt
Organism: Chrysochloris asiatica (Cape golden mole)
Lineage: Eukaryota; Metazoa; Chordata; Mammalia; Afrosoricida; Chrysochloridae
Gene: TTLL6
Product: tubulin tyrosine ligase-like family, member 6
Biological process (GO): protein polyglutamylation; microtubule cytoskeleton organization
Cellular component (GO): cilium
Molecular function (GO): tubulin binding; tubulin-glutamic acid ligase activity
Source: RefSeq, a predicted model, not a curated record